UUAUCUUCCAUUUCUCUUCUUACUGUAUUUCUUAAUCUGCUGGUCAUCAUCUCCAUCUGCCACUUCAAGUAAACAACUAAUUCCUCGUUUGAAAACGAAUAGUUUGUGUAAGUUGUUUUGAAAGAACUUGUGCGGUAAAACUUAAAACCAUUAAUAACAUGUUGUUUUAUCAUUUCUUCAGGAAGCUCCAUAGCCCCACCAACAUCCUCCUGCUCUCUCUGGCCGUCUCAGAUUGCAUGGUGGGAUUCCUCAUUUCAUUUCAAAUAGUGCUGAUAGAUGGCUGCUGGUAUCUUGGGGACAUCAUGUGUGCUGUCUACUUUAUUUUGGACUAUGUUAUCACUACUGUUUCAAUAGGAACCAUGGUGCUUAUCUCUGUUGAUCGUUACAUUGCCAUUUGUUAUCCCCUGCAUUACCCCAGCAAAGUCACUGAAGAACGAGCAAAGAUGUGUGUUUCUGUGUUUUGGAUGUGCUCAAUUCUCUAUCAUUGUGUUCUACUGAGGGACAACCUACAACACCCAGGCAGGUAUAAUUCCUGCUCAGGAGAGUGUCUAGUUUUUCUAGAUUAUAUUGGGGGCGUUUUUGACCUUUUGUCAUCCUUUAUUUGCCCUGUCACUCUGAUUAUCCUUCUGUAUGUGAGAGUGUUUGUAGUUGUUGUGUCUCAGGCUCGAGCCAUGCAAUCUCGUGUUGCAGCUGCAGCUCUUCAGGGUUCAGUGAAAAUCACAGCUAAAAAAUCUGAAAUGAAAGCAGCCAUUAUACUAGGGGUUGUUGUAGUUGUGUUUCUGAUAUGUACCUGUCCAUACUUCUGUGCUACAUUAAUAGCAGAAGAUGCUGCAGUCAGUUCUUCAUCUGUGGUCUUUCUUCUGUUUUAUUUUAAUUCCACCCUGAACCCUCUGAUCUACGCACUGUUUUACCCCUGGUUUAGGAAAUCUGUUAAACUAAUUCUUACACUACAGAUCCUGAAGCCAGAGUCUUGUGACAUUGUCAUGGUGUGA
Messenger RNA from Fundulus heteroclitus (mummichog), 992 nucleotides. Its product is annotated as trace amine-associated receptor 13c-like. NCBI's taxonomy places the organism in Eukaryota, Metazoa, Chordata, Actinopteri, Cyprinodontiformes, Fundulidae. Gene Ontology annotation, molecular function: trace-amine receptor activity. Gene Ontology annotation, cellular component: membrane. The transcript has a single exon. The coding region runs from base 159 to 992 and encodes 277 amino acids. Gene Ontology annotation, biological process: G protein-coupled receptor signaling pathway. The record is from RefSeq and is a predicted model, not a curated record.